UGCAGCGGCUGUUCUGUUACCGGAGCCACGCAGAGAGAGAGAGGAGGCACAGGCACUGGCAAAAGAGUUGAGCUGCACACACAAGGAUUUUUCCUUAUUCCUGCCGAGGACGACGUUGUCAAAACCGGAAUUUAUGGCCGCCAGGAAGUGGUAGUAUCGGUGGGGAGAUAUUCGGCGUUUGAAAGGAACAUUGGCUGCAGCCCCAAGAUGCCCCGUGGCGUCGUCUGAAUCAGCAACUUCUGCUGCUCUCAGACCGAAAACACUCACGACAACAAGGAGCUGCAUAACCUGCAAGGAUCCAGCAGUAGGUGCUCUCUCCGUCAGCAGCUGGGACUCCAUGGCUGCCGCUUGAUUCCCUGCACUGUCCAGUAUCCCACACGUUUGAGGCUUGGAUAGUGUUCAUCCGUGUUGAACUACAGUCAGUUCCUGCAGCCUGUAGCUUCAUGGAGGGGUUUCCUGUCCACUGACCUCACGGGACCAGCAGCCAUGUCCGCUUGCAGCACCUUCACAGAGCACGUGUGGAAACCAGGCGAGUGCAAGAACUGCUUUAAACCGAAGAGUCUGCACUCUCUGUCUCAGAGUGGUGGGAGGAAGCCUCCCUCUGAGCAGAGGCCUACUACAGUUCAGCAACAGAAUCCACCCCCUGCUGGGGCCAGAGCCAACCCUAACUUAACCAUCAACUCCCAGAGAGCUGGCAGUGGUUCUGCGCGCACAGGACACGUACGUCCCCCGGUGGCUAAGAAGCCAACGAUUGCGGUUAAGCCCACCAUGAUGCUGCCCUGCUCCUCUGCAGGAUUGGAUUCAGAUGGCAAUUUACAAAGACCACCACAUGUGAUGGAACAAGGCAACAUUUCAGCCUUCACAGUUUGGAAUCGCAAUGGAAUGAACCGUAAGAGGCCUGGUGGGCCCAGCAACAACAACGAAGGAGAGGAUGGCAGUGAGGAGAUUGAAGGUUAUGGACAAUUUAGCCCAAGGACCCCCAGUGGAAAUAACAACAGUGGACUUACAGAUGUCCUAAAGGAAAUCGCUGGGUUAGGCCCUGGCUUUAGCCCUGGCUUUAGCCCUGGCUUUAGCCCCACAAACCCUUCUGGUUCCAAGGACUUGUUUUGGGGACGUAUUAGUAGUUCAUACAGACGCUCCUUGGAAAGAGGCCUUCCAGCCUCAAGCUGUCGUGCCAUGGGAAGCAGCGGCUGUGGUGGUGGUGGUGGCACUCCUCACAAACGGGUAUCCCUUAGCGAUGGCUCUAAGGUCAUCAGCACAGAGGGUGGUCGCUAUUGCUACCCCGAGUUUUCCAGUGACGAUGAUGACGAAGAGGAUGAUUAUGAUGAAGAGACUGAAAGGGAUGAUGAACAUGAGAGCUGGGAUGAAAGUGAUGAAGAGUUACUAGCCAUGGAGAUCCGUAUGCGAGGCCAACCACGUUUUUCUAUUUUCCGUGCCGCUACAUUGUCUCCGGUGCCCUUUGCUGCAGGUAAGAAGUGGAAUACUGUGCCACUUCGCAACCGCUCACUACAGCGGAUUUGUGCAGUGGACUAUGAUGAUAGCUAUGAUGAGAUCUUGAAUGGAUACCCAUCCCUGGACUCCAAUGGGGCGCUUCUUCCCUAUCUGACCCAUGACAUGCAAGGCAGUGGGUUCCUAUCAAACUCAGAGUCUACCACCUCUCCGGAAUCAUCCUCAUCGCUACCAGAAGAUUCUCGAACAACUUCCAGCAGUGGGAGCAGUGCUCCUUGUGCUCUUCGAAAUGGCUUGCAUUCUCCCAUAUCUCCUAAGGCACCUGUCCCCUGCACUUCGCCUCUAAAAAAGGAGCCCGUCCAGAAAGCACUGAGUCCCCUCAAGGUGACUGAAACACACAAGGCUGUCCUGGCCAUUAGGUUAGAAGACCAGGAAGGAAGAGAAGGCUUGCCUAUGCCCCAGGCCCUUCCAGGUCAACCAGUCACCAUCAGCUUUAGUCCCACAGAGGAGCAGGCUAAACCGUACCGUAUAGUGAAUUUGGAAAAAUCCCUAAUCUGUAAGCCUUACACUGUAGUGGACGUGUCAGCAUCCAUGGCCAACAAAGAAGAGAAGACUUCAGACUCUACUCCAAAACUCAAAAAACUGUCAAUGCCUACCAGCCCCACAUCAUUCUGUAACGCUCCUAAAGGUCAUCCCCUCUCUCCAACCUCCCCACUUUCUCCUUCUUCGCCUGCGAUGCCAACAUCCCCCACAUCUGUAGGUCUGCCAGGUAACUCCCGGAAGAAAUCAGGGAACAUACGCUACCAAGAAGUGUGGACAUCAAGCACAAGUCCUCGCCAAAAAAUACCUAAAGUGGAUCUCGGGGUUAGGAAUAAUGCUGGCCCCUCCAUCACUACUCAACACUGCAGCCACAAGUCAGCUCCCACUUCUCCCAUCGCUGGGCUACCUUCUUCACGAACUGUCCCUGUGAAACCCUCCAACUUCUCAGAGAUUAAGUUUAACAGUUUCAAUAAUGCCGGCAUGCCUCCUUUUCCUAUUAUUAUUCGAGAUGAACCAGCUUAUGCCCGCAGCUCCAAGAAUGCCGUUAAGGUACCUAUUGUUAUCAAUCCAAGUGCAUAUGACAACCUAGCUGUGUACAAGAGCUUCUUGGGACUCAGUGGGGAAAUCCCACAGCCAAAAGCGGUGGGCAGUAGAGUGGCCAGCCAUACCUAUGAAGAGAUUGGAUCCUCUGAGAGCGUCCAGUCCUCCUCCACAGAGAAAACUAUCUCUGGUCGAGGCACAUCAGAGCGAGCGUCUUCUGAAGAGACAAAAUGUCCACCUGAGGCAGCGUCAAAAGCCCCAAAUGUCCAACCUAGAACCACUACAGACUCUAGCACUGUGACAAGCACUGUGGUGAGCUACACCGUUGGCGCCCUCUCGCCCACUACACAAACAAAUUCCCCUGCAUUUCUUUCCAAUACUGCAAACCUACCUAAAGCCAGCCCAACUGCCAAUGCUGUUACACAUGCUUGCAAGACAAGUGGAGACAAUAAAGAUGAUCAUACAGACUUAGCUGUGUCUUCUGUGGUAGUGGUAAGCCAAAGGGAGGAGGCCAGUGCUGUGCUUUUACAGAUUGUGGCUUCCAUUCAUCCUCCCUUGUCUCCUCCAGAGUCGCCCUCUGCACAAGCCUAUACCGACGGUUCUGAGGAGCUGUAUGCCCUCCCACCUGAUGCCAUGAAGGAGACCCUCACCCGACCCAAGUCUCUCUUUUCAACAACCGAUGGCUGUCUUUCCAAACCCAAGAAGGAAACGCCCACAAAAGUGUUAUCUAAAUCCCAGAGUGCCUCUGCUGCUGUCCCACUCUCCAGCCCCCGGUCAGAGCCCAAUGCCCCCUUCCCUCCUCCUAGAUCUACGUCUUCCCCUUACCACGCAUCUAACAUCCUGCAAAGACAUUUUGGCAACUGGACCAAGAGCUCUGCGUCCAGUUCUCCUGUACGACCAAGUGAAGUUGAAGCGAGUCCAGGUGCAGAGGGGAGACGUAUUUCAAAUGAAAGCGCCAAACCCAAGCGCUGGAUCUCCUUUAAGAGCUUUUUCCGUCGGCGGAAAGACGAGGAUGAGCAGAGAGAAAGGGCGGAGAAAGAGAAGGAGAAAGGGAAGAUAGUUGGGCUUGAUGGAACAGUCAUUCACAUGCUUCCACCACCACCAAUCCAACAGCACCACUGGUUCACCGAGGCCAAGCCAGAGGAUCCCACCCAGAAGCCGACAAUCAUCUUCACCUACAAACCAGAAAAUGGCAGCGCCCCAGAUGAAGAGGAGGGAGAACUACGAGUGGAGGAGUGUAGAGAAAAUGCACUGCUGACAUCUGAUGAGAGUAAGGAAUGCAGAGCUCUGAGCCCCGGGCGAACAACACCCUCUCACAACACUGGAAGUGAUGUCAUCAGCAAGGAUCUCAGCCAGGUACCAGUCAGUGGCAGCGCUGCCAGGGAUGGGGGGGGGCCAGGCGCCUCCCUGCCUGCCAAAGUGAAUCUGGGGCUGCUGCUCGGGGAGGGAGAGGAGGGUCCGGCCAACCAGGUCUCCACGGCAGCCUCAGCCAGCGAGGGCAGUGCCAGCCUCGGAGAGCCCGAGGACGACGGGAAUCACUCCCCCGCCUCCAGCCAAUGCAGCGCCACAUACAGCAACCUGGGUCAAUCCAGAGCAAACAUGAUCCCACUGAAACAACCCCGAAACAUCAAAGCAUCCAACGAUACGUUAGCCUCCAUCGAUCUGGACAGCCUUGCUGACCAGCCGGCCCUGAAGGCAACACCACCCCCUCUACCUAAGAAGAACGUUCCUCGCUCCAAUACCGAACCCAACCUCGCCGGCAAAGACUCUGUCCUGAGAGCGCGGGCUGAGGCUCGCCCUGGGGGCACCAACCUGAGUGUGGCCAACCCCAUCUACGACCUGGACUCCACGUGGGAGACGGCCAGCCAGAGCUCCUCCCUCAGCUCCGAGCCUCAUCGCGUCCACGACCAGGAGAGCGGGGACUCUCUGGAGAGAUCAGCUGCUACUAACAAAGUCCGCCCCACUAACAGCGUGUCCUCUCUGGUUCCUCAACCUGCGUCUGCUGCACCCAGCGCCACGACGAGCAGAGAGAGGAGGGCCUAUCUGAGCACAGAGUCUCUGGCCGGGAGGGGUCGUUCAGCGGGUCGAGGCGCUGCUGCUGCUGCUGCUGCCGGAGGCUCCAAAGCCCAGAGACCCGCUCUGUACCGGGGGUUGGACAGCUGGGACGAGGUGGUGGGGAGGAUCCGGGGGCUCCACACGGACACGCUGAGGAAGCUCUCAGCAAAGUGCGAGGACCGCUUCAUGGCCGGUCAGAAGGACCACUUGAGAUUCGGUACUGACAGCUGGUCUCACUUCAGGCUGACCACCGGGAGACCCUGCUGCGAGGCGGGGGACGCUGUGUACUACACCGCCUCCUACGCCAAGGACCCACUGGUCAACUACGCCAUCAAGAUCUGUCGGAGCAAAGUGAAGGAGACCCAGCAGCAGUUCUUCCACAGCCUGGCAGUGAGGCAGAGCCUGGCCGUGCACUUCAACAUCCAGCAGGACUGUGGACACUUCCUGGCUGAUGUGCCCGGCCGCCUGCUGCCCUGGGAGGAGGAGGAAGGUUCGGAGGUGGAAGAGGAUGAGGAGGAAGAUGUGAAGGAGAAAGAGAAAGACAUUGAGAGUGUUACCAAGACAACAGACUCCAAAGCUCCAAACGGUAAACUAGAUGAAACCCAAGCAGCGGGUCACAUGAACACGGUGGGCCGCCUGAGGAGCCGCGUGGUGGUGAUCACUCGCGAGGUGCCCUUCCAGACGGUGGCCGACUUUGUCCGGGAGGGCGUGGCGCGACACACCCACAACCCGGAGCUGUACGAGCGGCAGGUCUGCCUCCUGCUGCUGCAGCUGUGCUCCGGCCUGGAGCACAUGAAGCCUUACCACGUGACGCACUGCGACCUGCGGCUGGAGAACCUGCUGCUGGUGCACUGCCAACCUGGAAACCCCUGGAAUACGGACCCCCUGGAGCCCAACAACAACAACAGCAGCAGCAGCAGUGGGGGGAGCAGCGGUUCUGGUGCGACCCCCGCCGGUGCCGCUGCUGCCGCCGCCAACGCCACCUGCCCCGCCCGCCUCAUCAUCAGCAACUUCUCUCAAGCCAAACAGAAAACGGCUCUCGUGGCCUCCGACCCCGGAACGCUGCGCGACCAAUCACGCCUCGCGCCGGAAAUCGUCACAGCGACUCAGUACCGCAAGUGUGACGAGUUCCAGACGGGGAUCCUCAUCUACGAGAUGCUGCACCGGCCGAACCCCUUCGAGGAGACGCCGGAGCUGAAGGAGCGAGAGUACACGUGGGCCGACCUGCCGCCGCUGCCCGUGCGCUCGCUCUACUCUCAGGGCCUGCAGCAGCUCGCCCGCCUGCUGCUCACCGUCAACCCCUCGGAGAGGAUCCGCAUGUCGGAGGCCCGGGCCUGCCUGCAGUGCCUGCUCUGGGGCCCCCGGGAGGACCUGUUCCAGGCGCUGGGCUGCAGCAGCAGCUCGGGGCCCAUGUCGGGGGCGACCUCCAGCCAGCGCGAGGCCACCCUCCAGAACUGGCUGGACCUGAAGCGGACGCUGAUGAUGAUCAAGUUUGCGGAGCGCUCUCUGGACGCGGCGUGCGGCGUGAGCCUGGAGGACUGGCUGUGCUGUCAGUACCUGGCCUUCGCCUCCACGGACACGCUGAGCCGGGUGGUGCACAUCCUGCAGCAGCCCCAGCCCCAUCCCCAGUCCCAGAGCCAUCAAACACAAACCCUCCACCCGACGCAGCCACUCUGAGCUCCUCCAGCCAGCUGUUACUAUGGCAACAGGUCCAACUUCCCCCCCCCGUGUGGCCCCCUGUGCUCAGGCUAAUGUGUGAUGUAAGCGUAUAGUCAGCUUUGUUGUUGCAGUGCUCACAUAAAACUCCUGGGCUGGGUGUGUCUGUGUUGCCUUCAUGGACACAUCGCUCCACAGAGUGAGGCGUUCACAUCCAUCACCAUCACGGUUAUUCUGAGCGCUCAUUAGCAACAGCGGGACGGUUCAGAGUCCCGCAGAUGAAGUGGCUGUCUAAAGCAAACUGAAUCAUUAUUAUCAGGUUGACGUCAUUCUGGCUCCUGGCAGCGACUUCUCUUCUUUCAUCACUUCAUCUGUUGCUUCAGCCCGUCACAUCUCAAGUGUUCAAACGCUAAAAGUUCCAGAUUGAAGAGAUUUACCAAAUGCGUGAGGGGCUUUUUGAAAUGUUUCAGUCCUUCAAGACUACAGAUAUCAUGAUAUUUUAAAUAGUUUGCAUGGCAGCCGUCUCCACUCCAUCAAAUGGAAUAAAGUGGGGAUGUUAUAUUGUUACACAUCAAAACUCUAUAGUAAUCAUCUAAACGUCAGAAAGCAUCAGAAAUUGAGAUAUAUCUGAGAUUUUCAAAACACCAUUUUCAGAAGAAGAUAAAGAGAAAACACAUAUUUGGGGGGGAAAACUAAUCAAAAAACAUAAAAAUGAAAUACGAUUUACCACUGAAGCCAAAGAUCUGCCACAAAUCAUCCACUUAGAUAGUUUAAAGAUACUUCGACACAUUUUUACAAGAGAUGUUCAUUUCAGUUUGUUACAUAAUGCAGUCCGACAUGACAAUAACUAGAUUGGGUUUUAGCCCCAAAAGAACAGCCGUGACUCAAAUCAGUGAGAUGUCACUCUUUGUGGUGAAACGAUUACAAAAGCCAGUGUGGAGUUGAACGAUGUUGUUCCAUGCCACACUUUACACUUUGAACGAGGUAGGUGGUUAACACUGAGCUAAUUUCGGCUUAUCUUUCAAACACUUUGAAGUGAAAAUGGGACACAACUUCUUCGGCUGUUAGCUUGCUUUCUAGUCGGAGUAUGUGCAAUGACUAUUUUUGUUUAUUUCCUUUGGAGAUAAGAACAUUUCAAGCAGUCUUUUACUAACCUUCCAUUAGUUCUGUGGCACAUAAACUGAUCCAUUUCCUGCAAGUGAACCGGACUUCUUACGGUGGAUGGGAGACAGGGAUGUUUCAGGGUCUGUUGCGUUGUUUUUGUCAAGUUGUUUUCGGACGGUUCUGCGUUUACAGAUGGCAUUUUGCACAUUCAGUGUGAACGUCCUCGGUGGAGACUGAACACGCGAGGGUGCAAGAGAGUUUGAGAAAAGUUCCCGGGGGAAUUUGAGGAACUGGAUUUGUUUUUGCAGCGUGUGGAAUGUAAAGGUUUUGCGUGGACUGAAACAGAAAUUUUUUUGGACCUGGUCUCAUCUGCUUCGGAGACUCGCUCAUCUUCCAGCUGAACCGCUUAGUUUCACAUAUGAAGAAGAAUCAUCCACAGCCUUGAAGAGAGAGAGAGACUCGCCUCCAUUCCUCCUGCCUUGUUUCCCGUCCACUUUCUUGUUAUCCUGCCAAUACUGUACGACGGCAUUAAUGCUCACUUCCUGUCACUCAACGGAUUCAUUCUGCUUUAAUUAAAUGAGCUCUGUGUUAUUGAUCAGUACCUUUCAGCUUAGAGUCAGUGGUAGUAGUAGCCUAUCAAGCCACCAUGAAAACAACUCAUUGUAUCCACUUUUUACUGCGUUUAUGGUGAAACCCCCUGAAAAGCAUCGUUAAUUCACAUAUAAUCUGUACUUGGUGUUCUUUUCUCUGGUUAUCUGCAGCUCUUUAGCUUGUGUCCUGAAAUGUCCUGUGAUCCUUUUUACUGCAGUACGAGACGGUCCACGGAGCGCAAACGAGACAAAGCAGGUGUGAGUGUGUUGCUGCAUUUAAAGGUUUUGUGUACUAAGGAGUGUGUGUGGACAGCACUGGUGGCUGUCCUUGUAUCUAGAGAUUUAAGCCUUUAUAUAGUAUAUAUAGUAUAAAUAUAUAACCUUUAUCUAUUUUAAUCCACACACUAUUUUGUCGCGUACGGAGCACCUCUUUGUCUGUCUUUUAGAAAGUCUAAUUAUCAUUUUAUUCAUUUUGAAAGCUUGACUUUCUUCGCUUGUUUUGAAGGGAGGGAAAUCAUUGUCCUACACACAGGAUUCAUUCACACAUAUUCUUCUUCAAACACCUUACAUACAGAACAAUGUACAGUAUUUUUACCCCCGUGUAAAGUUUAGGAGAUGAACCACUUUGGGAAGAGGCUGGAGAAUGACUUUUGAACGCACCAUUCAACCCGACAUCAUCAGCUGUUUCUCUUUCUCUCUCUUUGCAUUGUUGAUUGCCACUGAACAGAAAAACUGAAGCUCUCUAAGGCUUUCUUUUAAAAUGUGUACAGUUUGUCUCCUGGCCUGCCUCCAUUUAUUGUUGAUCAAGUUAACCAACAGUAACAGAACAAUAAAUAUAUGUUUUUAUAAAUACA
Molecule: messenger RNA, 8788 nt
Organism: Trematomus bernacchii (emerald rockcod)
Lineage: Eukaryota; Metazoa; Chordata; Actinopteri; Perciformes; Nototheniidae
Gene: peak1
Product: pseudopodium-enriched atypical kinase 1
Exons: 7
Coding region: 487-6261 (1924 amino acids)
Biological process (GO): protein phosphorylation
Molecular function (GO): protein kinase activity; ATP binding
Source: RefSeq, a predicted model, not a curated record